UUUCAGGCGUGCUUUAGUUUUAGCGGUCAAUCAACUUCACUACAUACACUGCGGAAUUGAUCGAAUUGGUUCAAAUAUGAGUCUCCGGGAAAGUAAAAAACUAUCUGCAUUUUCUGUAUUCAAAACCAAAAGCAAGCAAAACAUUGCUAAUACGAAUGGUGAUACAAAACAAUCAGAUGGACGCCCACCGUUAGACAAAAAAACACAGAAAGCCAUCACUAAGAGAAUUCGUCAAUCCUUGCGAAAGAAACCGAAAGACAGACCAUCAUGCUUGCCUGACAGUGCAACAACACCUAUCUCAAGUCUGAACACUGCAUCUCCUCAGCGAAAGAAGGAUCAUAAACCCAGUACGCCCUCUAGGACUCCUGUAGGUGUAACAAGGAAAGCUAGUAUCAGAGAAAAUAAGGACAGGAAAGAGAAAGAAAACAAGAAAGAUGAGAAUGAAGAAAGUGACAGACCAAGAAAGAAGAGAAAAGUUAGCAGUGAUAAAAAAGGUUCCAAAGAAGAGGAUUAUUCUUCAUCCGCUUCGUCUUCAUCAUCGUCAGGGAAUAAGAACAUCAUCACGCCGUCACAGUUUCUUUCGCAAGAAGUCCAGUUUGAGGAUAGUUCUAUUGAAGCUGAGAAACUCUUCGAAUGGAUGAUAAAUCCAGUAAAACCAAAAAACUUUUUCAGUAAUUUAUGGGAAAAGAAACCAUUAUUGGUGAAACGACACAUGGCGUCAUACAAUGAUGGAUGGUUUAGUACGGAUGAAAUGGAUCAGAUUAUCAGAGAAAAUGAAUUGGAAUUCACACGAAAUAUUGAUGUUACUUCUUACACUGAUGGUAAACGAGAAACCCACAAUCCUGAGGGACGUGCAUAUCCUUCAGUGGUGUGGGAUUAUUAUCAGAAUGGCUGCUCAGUGAGAAUGUUGAAUCCUCAAACCUACAGUAAAUCUAUGUGGAAACUAAAUUCCACAUUACAAGAAUAUUUUGGCUGUGUUGGUGCUAAUAUUUAUUUAACUCCGCGAACUCAAGGUUUUGCACCCCAUUAUGAUGACAUAGAAGCAUUUGUACUUCAACUUGAAGGCAAAAAACAUUGGAAGUUGUACAGUCCAAGAACAGAAGAUGAAACACUGCCAAAAUAUUCUAGUGAUAAUUUUAAAGAAGAAGAUGUGGGAGAUCCGAUAUUGGAUGUUGAAUUAGAAGCAGGUGAUCUUCUUUAUUUUCCUCGAGGGACAAUACACCAGGCUGAAACGAGUGGGGAUACACAUUCAUUGCAUAUUACGGUUUCAACAUGUCAAAAGAAUACCUGGGGAGAUUUAAUGGAAAAGUUAGUACCGCGAGCUUUGGAAUUGGCGUUCAAUGAAGACAUAGAAUUCCGGCAGUCUUUGCCCAGAAACUAUCAGAGUUACAUGGGAGUUGUUAACAGUGAUAAUGAUGAUCCUAAACGUGUGGCAUUUUUGAAUAAGAUUGGUCAGCUGAUGAUGAAAUUAGUGUCCCAUUCACCCGUGGAUGCUGCAGUGGAUCAGAUGUCAGUGGGAUAUGAAAAAUCAAGAAGUGUAUUUAGUAAUGGCGUCAAGUGGAAAGACGGCAAAGUAACCAAUGAAGUGGAGUUAGAUGACAACACACAAAUCAAAUUGGUCAGAAGAGGCGUGGCAAGGCUUGUUACAGAAGAUGAGAAAGUCUUGAUUUAUUACACAUUAGAAAAUUCCAGAAUUUAUCGUGAAAAGCAGCCACAGUACAUAGAGAUUCCAGUCGAGGCUGCACCAGCAGUUGAGUAUUUACUACAUCGGUAUCCUGAGUACGUCAAUAUCGGUAGUCUACCAUUGGACGAAAUGCCAGACAAACAAGUUGAAGUAGCCCAGCUUCUCUAUGAAAGAGGCAUCAUUGUUACAAAGGAGUUAUUACAACCAUUAAUAUAGAUCCUUAAGUCACCAUCUUUAGUUAUAUGUGAAAUAAUAAUUUUGUCUUUUUAUUAAUUUAGUAUGAUAGUUUUUGGUGAAUUACAAAAUAAUUUGUCAGAUUUUGAUAAUGAUUUAAUGAAGGUAGAUAUGAUUUUGAUACUGUCGGUAAAAGUGGUAAUGGUGUUGCAGAUGGAGACUCUUUUUCAUUUUGGUGUCUCUAUUAUCAUUGUGAUUGGCUGUGACUUAAACUGAACAUUUAAAUUCGACCACCGUAAUACCAAAUGGGGAUUGUGCAUCGUCAAUGCCCCUUAAAAUAAAAUUAUGAAUCAGCCCCUGGUUUCUACAUAUUUUUUGCCUUUGUAUAUUGUUGGUGAAUAGUGAUUGAUGGUACAACAAAGAGUUUACAUUUGCUGUACGCAUGUGUUAAUUGCCCACAACCUGUGAAAUUGUCAAUACCAACCAAAUCUCAGUACAUAACUUACUACAGAGGUACGGUAAAUUUGAUUUAAAUAAGACUAAGUACUUAGAAUAUUGGUCUGUUCUUUGAAUAAAGUGCCAUUCUGUCUA
Saccoglossus kowalevskii is the source of this 2449-nucleotide messenger RNA. Its product is annotated as ribosomal oxygenase 1-like. Gene Ontology annotation, molecular function: histone H3K36 demethylase activity; histone H3K4 demethylase activity. The record is from RefSeq and is a predicted model, not a curated record. Gene Ontology annotation, cellular component: nucleolus. Lineage: Eukaryota; Metazoa; Hemichordata; Enteropneusta; Harrimaniidae.